Messenger RNA from Anopheles nili, 520 nucleotides. RefSeq lists its product as uncharacterized. The record is from RefSeq and is a predicted model, not a curated record. The coding region runs from base 68 to 403 and encodes 111 amino acids. Lineage: Eukaryota; Metazoa; Arthropoda; Insecta; Diptera; Culicidae. The transcript has a single exon.
GCAUUGAAGUGUAAAAUUGUAAAAGUUUCGUUUUGUUCGGCGUUUAAGUUAAUUUUCAUUACACAUUAUGCCGUCAGUGGAACCAUCUAAUGAAACUAAUCCUCCCAGGGAUGAUGGGGUGGAAAACAGCAACUAUAACAGUGGUGCAUUCACCGACGGAAUUACGAUGAAUCACGAUGCAUCGGGUCCAGACCGAAAUCUCAUAUCUGGUGAUCAGGCCGACCACACCGAACAAAUCGAUAUGCCGACUGUGCGUGAGUUUACGCAGAAUGAUAAAAUCAACAAAUUCCUGCUGAAUUCUUUCCUGCAACGCAUAAACGAUGGUUUAAGUUGCGGAGAAGACAACGCAUCGAACGAAACUGCAGCAAUAACGGAAGAACAGGAACAGGACUUUGAGUCGUAGGAUAAUCAGGGUAUCGUCCCAGCUUAUAACAAUAAUUGUAAUUGUAAUCAGCUAAGUUUAGAAGUAGUGGUGCGAUUUAUAUGGAUCAAAGAAUGCAAAUGAAUAAAUAUCGACUUG